Molecule: messenger RNA, 513 nt
Organism: Colletotrichum truncatum
Lineage: Eukaryota; Fungi; Ascomycota; Sordariomycetes; Glomerellales; Glomerellaceae
Product: stress response protein yvgo
Source: RefSeq, a predicted model, not a curated record
AUGGGCUGGAUAUAUUGGCUCUCGUCACCCACCUUGGCUAUAAUUGCCGUUGGUGGUCUCUUUCUCUUCUCAUGGCGGGUUUACACGUGGCAGAAGAAGAAUCGUCAGCAACCUCCUCCAGCAACCGAGCAAGCUAAAGUCUCGAUGAGCGAGGAAAUCCCUUCAUACAUUACAGCUUCAGAUAACGAUACCAUCCGCCGAGACCAAUGGGUUGGUCGGCUGGUAGAACACGUCUUCCGAGACCGGCACCAGCGUAACUACAACGUCUUGGUUAUCAACAACAGCCUUGAGUAUCACUUUAACAGCACCGAAAUAGCAGAAGACAAAGUCGUCCAAUAUAUGGACCCCAUAAACGGUUCUAUUCCAUUUCGAGUUCUCGUCUUCAAUGAAGGGCAGGUGGUCAACUUUGGUGAGGGAGGUUACGUCAACUGGCACUUCAUCGGCGGUUGGACUCGGCAUGGAGUUUCUUCAGUCACAUUCCACCCUCGAAAGCGAAGCGGGGAAUCCAAAUAG